Engraulis encrasicolus (European anchovy) is the source of this 3057-nucleotide messenger RNA. RefSeq names its product indian hedgehog B protein-like. Lineage: Eukaryota; Metazoa; Chordata; Actinopteri; Clupeiformes; Engraulidae. Gene Ontology annotation, biological process: intein-mediated protein splicing; multicellular organism development; cell fate specification. Bases 517 to 1938 code for a protein of 473 amino acids. Gene Ontology annotation, molecular function: calcium ion binding; patched binding. The transcript has 3 exons. The record is from RefSeq and is a predicted model, not a curated record.
CAUUCAAAGGCGACCGCGGAAGGAAGGCAAGCACGAACUGAACUGCCACGAGGAGGAUACCCCUGCUUUGACAGCUCACUGUCAAAUCCCACGCGCCACCGGCUGGCUCUCUCCAGAGAUCACACGUGCGGCUGCUCGGGGCUUAUCGUUAAAUAAAUGGACUUUCCUGCACGCGCUCAUUUACGUGUUUUACUCCAGAGACUAAAGUCGCGAGGCGUUUGGCCACCGGACGCCGCUGGGUGUCACAGAAUCUCUAUUGCCCGAUCGAGUGUUUUAUUCCCCAUACAUGAAUGCGCUCGAGUGGACGUUUGCUAUAGCCAAGGUUUUUGCGCACCGAGAAUGACGCGGAUCAAGGUGAUUCAAAAUUAGAUCUUUUGUCCUCCAGCCCCCCACCAUCUACCCCGUGGGGGGAACACGGAGGGGACCGAACAGCGAGGGGUAUUUUCAGACUCCACGGCGAGCUGUGCCACCUUACCACCACUCCCCACUACCGGAGUGCCAGGCACUGAAGGUGGAAUGCGUCUCCAGGUGCUUUGGGGGGUGUUGAGCGUCUGCGCCCUAGUUCUUGCUUUCUCACCUGUGUCGGAGGGCUGUGGACCAGGGAGGGGAUAUGGGAAGAGGCGUCCGCCGAAAAAACUCACACCCCUCAACCUGAAGCAGUUUAGUCCAAACGUGGCGGAGAAGACUCUGGGCGCAAGCGGCAGAUACGAAGGGAAAAUAACACGGAAUUCUGAGCGAUUUAAAGAACUGACUCCCAACUACAACCCCGACAUCAUCUUUAAAGAUGAGGAGAAUACGGGGGCGGAUCGCUUGAUGACACAGCGCUGCAAGGACAAGCUGAACGCACUGGCCAUCUCAGUGAUGAACAUGUGGCCCGGCGUGAACCUGCGUGUCACCGAGGGCUGGGACGAGGACGGCCACCACUCCGAGGACUCGCUGCACUACGAGGGCCGCGCUGUCGACAUCACCACCUCGGACCGCGACCGCAACAAGUACGCCAUGUUGGCCCGGCUGGCCGUGGAGGCCGGCUUCGACUGGGUCUACUACGAGAGCAAGGCGCACGUACACUGCAGCGUCAAGUCCGAACACUCCGUGGCGGCGAAGACGGGCGGCUGUUUCCCGGCCGAUGCCCUGGUGACCCUGGAGGGCGGUGCCACGCGGGCCAUGCGCGACCUCCGGCCCGGCGACCGCGUGCUGGCGUCGUCGGGCAGCGACGGCAGCGGGGAGCUGGUCUUCAGCGAGGUCGUGACCUUCCUGGACCGGCAGCCGCACGCCAAGAAGAGCUUUUACACGCUGCGCACAACAGGGGGCGCCAACCUCACGCUCACCGCCGCGCACCUGCUCUUCGUCACCGACUGCUCGCGACCGAGCGCGCUCAGAGAGGCCUUUGCCAGCGAUGUGCGGCCCGGACAGUGCGUCCUCACCACCACCACCUCCUCCUCCUCUACCGCCGCUUGGCACAAGCCUGAUAGAGAGAAUGAGGAAGAGGAGGAAGAACAGGAGGAUGGGGAGAGCUCUCCUGGAAGAGGGAGGGUGGUGGUGUUGGGUGAAAGGAGGCAGAGGAGGCCGCCGUUGUUGAGUCCGCAUAGGCCGCACCUGACGCGGGUGACGUGGGUGGAGGUGAGGGAGGCCACGGGUGCCUUCGCCCCCCUCACCCAGCACGGGACGCUGGUGGUGGACGGCGUGCUGGCGUCCUGCUACGCCGUGGUGGACCAGCAGUGGCUGGCACACUGGGCCCUCACCCCGCUCAGGCUGCUGCACGGCAUCGUGGGACAGUUUCGUGGGAUGGGCGUGGGCAUGUGGACUGGCACGGACACGGGGAGCGAGACGGACACAGGCACAGGCAUGCACUGGUACGCCUGGCUUCUGCACUGGGUGGGGGUCUUGCUGCUCGACCCCUCCCACUUCCACCCCUGGGGCAUGGCUGCGGACGGAUGAGGGGAAAAGUAGAAGAAGAACGGAUGGAUGGAUGGAUGGAUGGAUGGAGAGGAAGAGAGGAAGACAAGAAAAAGUGGUCCAGGCAAAGAAGAAAGGAGAGAAGAAAGGGUAGAAUGGGGAUGAAAGGACAAAAGAAAGGACAGGAACGCAAGGUCGAUACGAGAGAUAGCACACUGAGAGACUUACUGUAAAGACUCAGAGACAAUGAGGUGAUGGUCGAAAAGGUGAGACGCCAUAUCAGGCGGGAAGAUAAGUAGUCUUGCGAAACAUAAAACAAUGAGGUGGGUGGGGGUGGGGGGGCACUACAGGGCCAUUGUGUCACAAUGUGGUUAAAAAGGUGGACAAACACACCCCCUCAUCCCCUAUGCAUAUUGGACUAUGAGAGAUUACGUAGGUAAGGUCAGAGCCAUGGAAGUAAGAGUUGGGUUACUCCCCAUGGGGCCUUUGACACUCAGAUCGCCAUUGACAUAGUUCCAAAAUAGUUCCAGGAAGUGAGCCUCAAACACAGAAAGGACAGUAAAAGUAAAUGUAAAUCAUUUUUAUUAGUUUUUAUGUCAUCUUUGCUUGUUAUGUAGUGGUUCUGUGUUAGUCUCUAGCGAAAAGAAAGCUACUGCCUAGAAUUAUUUGAAUUUACACACUUCCUGUAGCUCGGUUGUCACAACUCUGAAUUCCAUGGCUCUGGAUAAGGUUGUACUGUUGCCCAAUCAGAACCCAGAUAGCAGUCUCAGGAAACACUUCUGACCUAGAUGUUAAAGGGACCCAGUUCGGGCCUGGUCAGGGCCACAACCAGGCCAGAGUUGGGCCAGACCUGCCCCAAAAAAUAGCGCUUAGGAUCUGGGCUGGGACUCAUAGAGGACAAGGGAGGGUCACAGGAGGUCCUGUUUACCAAAAAGCCAUUGAUGUUUGCUUGUUUGUUUAUUCAAUUUGUUUGUUCUGUAAAAGAGAGGUCAUCCAAUCAGCCGCUGACACUAACCAGGUCUGGCUAUUUGUGAUUGGUUGAGCUCUAGGGGUGGGGUGGGGUUAUCUGUAAUAUUCCGAAGCCCAUGUUUCCAUGGUUAUGGAUCAGGGCUUCCAUUUAACUGUCUACACUGGAAGGAGAGUGCUUAUACAUAUGCACAC